AUGAGAACCCAAUUCAUGUUUUUGUUCAUCUCUCUCUUAAUCUUGAAAUCUGAAUCACUAAACUGCAAUGAAAAUAACCCACAAGGCCAUCCUUCAGAUCUAAGAGUGUUCCACAUUAAUAGUCCUUGUUCUCCGUUCAAACACCAAACCUCUGUCUCAUGGGAAAGCACACUUCUUCAAGACAAGGCUCGUUUCCAAUACUUGUCAAGCCUCGCGGUCGCUAGGAAAUCAUCAGUCCCAAUCGCCUCAGGACGUGGGAUCGUUCAGAGCCCGACUUACGUCGUGAGGGCUAAUAUUGGGACACCGGCUCAGGUGAUGCUCGUGGCUCUUGACACUAGCAAUGAUGCUGCUUGGAUUCCUUGUUCUGGUUGUGUUGGAUGUGCUUCCUCUGUUCUCUUUGACCCUUCCAAGUCAAACUCUUCUCGUACCCUUCAAUGUGGAGCUCCUCAGUGUAAACAGGCUCCAAAUCCAACGUGCACCGUAGGCAACACAUGUGGUUUCAAUAUGACUUACGGUGGCUCAACCAUCGAAGCAUCUCUGACACAAGACACACUAACAUUGGCCACUGACGUCGUCCCAAACUACACCUUUGGGUGCAUCAACAAAGCCACCGGAACAUCGUUACCAGCACAAGGACUGAUGGGUUUGGGUCGUGGUCCAUUGUCUUUAAUCUCACAGACGCAAGGUCUUUAUAUGUCCACAUUCUCGUAUUGCCUGCCUAAUAGUAAGUCCAACAAUUUCUCCGGAUCGUUAAGAUUGGGACCUAAGAACCAACCAAUUCGGAUCAAGACCACUCCAUUGCUGAAGAACCCAAGGAGAUCAUCGCUUUACUACGUUAACUUGGUUGGGAUUCGUGUCGGAAAUAAAAUUGUGGAUAUUCCUACAAGUGCACUCGCUUUUGAUCCGGCCACCGGAGCCGGCACCAUCUUUGACUCCGGGACUGUCUUCACGAGGCUAGUGGAACCAGCUUACGUAGCGGUGAGAAACGAAUUCAGACGACGGGUCAAGAACGCAAACGCAACAUCACUCGGAGGUUUCGACACUUGCUACUCCGGCUCCGUCGUGUUCCCGUCGGUAACGUUUAUGUUCGCCGGAAUGAACGUGACUCUACCACCGGACAACCUUCUCAUUCAUAGCUCCUCCGGUAGCACAAGCUGCCUCGCCAUGGCCGCAGCUCCAAACAACGUAAACUCGGUCCUUAACGUUAUCGCUAGCAUGCAGCAGCAGAACCACCGUGUCCUCAUCGAUCUUCCUAAUUCUAGGCUCGGUAUUUCCCGUGAAACUUGCACCUAG
This is a messenger RNA of Arabis nemorensis, 1293 nucleotides long. NCBI's taxonomy places the organism in Eukaryota, Viridiplantae, Streptophyta, Magnoliopsida, Brassicales, Brassicaceae. The record is from the annotation of a GenBank genome assembly.